This is a messenger RNA of Fragaria vesca subsp. vesca, 1231 nucleotides long. RefSeq lists its product as uncharacterized. NCBI's taxonomy places the organism in Eukaryota, Viridiplantae, Streptophyta, Magnoliopsida, Rosales, Rosaceae. The record is from RefSeq and is a predicted model, not a curated record. Bases 195 to 1175 code for a protein of 326 amino acids. The transcript is spliced from 2 exons.
UUGCUUGACUCUCAUCUCUUGACCCUCAAAGCUCAGACCCUCAUUCUCUGUGAAAACUUCCUGUUUUGUUGAAUCAUCGAUUUCAGUUGCCUCUGCGUUCAGGAAGCUGAAGCAUCAACCUUGCCACUCGGAUCCUUCUCCUUCUGUUUUGUAGUCUUUGGUGCGUAAAGACUUGUUUGAAUACUCCGAACACCAUGUCUUCUCAGUCUGCAUCUGAUCAAAACAACUGUGGCAUCUGUCUGAGUAGCAUGGCAGCCCCAAAAGGCCAAAAAUUAUUCACUGCUCAAUGCUCCCACUCCUUCCACUACCCUUGCAUUGUCCAGAAUGUUCAGCAUGGAAAUCUUUGUUGCCCCAUUUGCCGAGCAAUAUGGGAUAAGCAAAAUGUUCCUUUCCAACCAAACAACUGGACUAGUACUUUUCCCCCUCAACAUAACAACUCAGGUGAUCCCCCUCACCCCUGGGGUGUUAAUUUCCCUCAGCAUAAUAACUUGGGUGGGAACUCUCCCAACAUCUCAUUCUCAUUCCAACCACGACAGCCACCCCAUCCGACUUAUCAUCAGUACUCAUAUCAGCAACCCAGUUGGAACUAUCCUUCCUUCCCAUUCAUGCAGCAACACCAAGCCUUUCCCGAGCCAGCUAGCUUCUCUGAUGAUGAACCUCUUUUGUCCACCUCACCAAUGCAAUCCAAUGACCGCCAGGGAGUAACAAUUAAGACUCAGACCGAGUCCUUGGCUAUCUCAGCUGCAGAAUCUCAUCCGCGAUAUCCUGUUCUUGUCAGCAUUUGUGCACCAUCUCUUCAAGAUACUGAUGGCCAGGGGCGUACCCCCAUCGACCUUGUGACAGUUCUGGAUGUAAGUGGCAGGAUGUGUGGCCUAAAGCUUGACCUUGUGAAGCGCGCUGUCAAAUUUGUCAUACAAAACUUGGGGGAUUCGGACCGGCUUUCUAUAGUUACUUUCUCCACAACUGCUAGAAGACUCUUUCCCCUCAAAAGAAUGUCUGUUGAAGGCCGUGAAAGUGCAACCCUAGCAGUCGAAUCUCUUACAGCAGUUGGUGGAACUGACAUUGCAAAAGGACUCAUCACAGGAACUAGGGUCCUUGAAGGAAGAAAGGAAAGGAACCCAGUGGCUAGCAUCAUGUGUUGGAAUGGACUUAGCAUGUUGAGUCCUAAGGCAUGACAACUUCCAUAAUAUAUGCAGAAUAAACAUUGUGGAAUUAAAAACACAUUAUCAUG